Morus notabilis is the source of this 792-nucleotide messenger RNA. RefSeq names its product F-box protein At5g07610. NCBI's taxonomy places the organism in Eukaryota, Viridiplantae, Streptophyta, Magnoliopsida, Rosales, Moraceae. The record is from RefSeq and is a predicted model, not a curated record. The transcript is spliced from 3 exons. Gene Ontology annotation, molecular function: protein binding. The coding region runs from base 1 to 792 and encodes 263 amino acids.
AUGGAGUUGACUCUGAUUCUCAAUUCACAUUUCUCACUCCUGGCAACGUGUUGGGAUCAGUGUCAGUGUUGGAUCAAGGGGUUGAGACGGCGUCAUGGUCAGGGCGACAUGCCAGGAACAAUGUUGGGGUUAGAUUGGACCAACUUACCACGAUCGGCGGGAACAAUAGCCGACAGCGAUGACUUGGUAAUAGAAAUCCUUAUGCGGCUGCCAUUGAAGUCUCUGAUCAGGUUCAAAUCCGUAUCCAAACACUGGCUCUCUCUCAUUUCCGAACCCAAAUUUCACCGCUGCCACAACCGCAUCCUUAACCCUAUCUCCGGCCUCUUCUUGAAUAACUCCAAAUUCAUGUAUUCUUUUUGCACCAUUAAUGGGGAAUUCGACUACGUGAAUCUCGACAAAAGCUCCUAUUCCUCUCAACCUCCCAUUAAAUCUGGCGAUUUCGGCGAAUCCGGUUUCAGAAUCGUGCAGUCCUGCAAUGGAUUGUUCUUGUGUUCAAGACAUUUACACCCUAAAGCAUUCGGCAAUUUCGUCUGCAAUCCCAUCACAAAGAAGUACACCCCUCUCCCUAGGAUUUCCUGGCAUUGGAGGGAUUGGAGUGGCUGUAUCAGGAUCAUGAAUAGUUUCAGCCUCAGUUUGGCCUUUGACCCUUGGGAGUCCUCUCACUACAAGGUCGUUUGCGUUAGGAACAGCGACUCGCAUAGGGACCAUUAUCAGAUCCAGAUUUACUCAUCGGAGACUCGCCGUUGGUGGCUCUCCGGCGACCCUGUUUACGUAGACUACUCAGUUAUCUAA